AUGGCGAUUGGAAGAGUUGGAAGGGGCGUAGCUGGUCAUGUUUUAGUAGUAAACUCUGUUGUGCACCUUAUUAUACUUGGAUUAGCCGGUUGGUCUCUUGACAAGUACAUCAAUGGUGAACAAAACCAUCCUCAUUUGGGAGGGAAUAUGUCAACGAGCUUUCUUUUGAUGUUUGCACUUAUAGCUAGUGCCGUUGGAGCUUGUUCAGUGUUUGCUGGGUUCGUCCAUUUUCGGGCAUGGAAAACUGAGAGUUUAGCUAGUGCUGGUCCUUUAGCACUCAUAUCCUCAGCCGUAACUUCUCUGGCUUUUGGGUAUGCAUUUCUUUUCUCUCUAAUCAUAUAA
Carica papaya (papaya) is the source of this 342-nucleotide messenger RNA. NCBI's taxonomy places the organism in Eukaryota, Viridiplantae, Streptophyta, Magnoliopsida, Brassicales, Caricaceae. The record is from RefSeq and is a predicted model, not a curated record.